Messenger RNA from Phlebotomus papatasi, 1834 nucleotides. RefSeq names its product sodium channel protein Nach. Gene Ontology annotation, cellular component: membrane. The transcript has 10 exons. Lineage: Eukaryota; Metazoa; Arthropoda; Insecta; Diptera; Psychodidae. Gene Ontology annotation, biological process: sodium ion transmembrane transport. Bases 54 to 1421 code for a protein of 455 amino acids. Gene Ontology annotation, molecular function: ligand-gated sodium channel activity. The record is from RefSeq and is a predicted model, not a curated record.
GAAUAAAUAUAAAAUUUUGUGAUCCAUCCCUUUGCGGAAAAAAACCCAAAAAAAUGGGCUUCAAGGAAAUUUGGAAGGAGUACAUGAAGAACUCAUCUCUUCAUGGUGCUAAGUUUAUCGUUGAUGAGAAGUAUCAGUAUUCAGAAAAAAUUUUCUGGGUCAUUUGUGUUCUUGCAUCCUGGAUGGCAUCGGUUCUUCUAAUUCGGGCAUCUCUUGAUGCAUUCGAGAACAAUGCAAUUAGUUUUGUUGUGGAAACUUCUUUUCUCGAGUGGAAAACCCAUUUUCCUGCCAUUGCUGUCUGUGAAUCCAAGAAUUUGGAUAGUGUCCAAGCGAUGUCUGAUCAUCUCUGGGGCGUUGAUCACGAUUUCACUCUUGAGGAAGUUCUCAGUGAAUUGACCUACUUCCGGGGAGAAUCCUAUCACACUAUACACGAAUGUGCAGACGAAGAGCCCACUCCGGGAUGUCUUUUCACGGAUUACAUAAAAUACGCACGACUUGUUAGGAGCAAUUGUACAAAAACUCUUAAUCAAUGCCAGUGGAAUUCGGAAAAGAAGUUUAAUUGUUGCGACUACUUCUUCCCCAUGCAGACAGAACUUGGCACUUGCUUUACAAUCAAUUCAAUGCAAACGGAAAAUCCCAAAAAGAUUAAAAUGCCAAUGAUAUCAGACAAGUACACUGGACCAGGAAAACUUAAAUUGGAAGUUCUGACUGAAGCAAAUAUUUACAUUCUUGGCGAAGAAGAUGUUCCCCAUUUGGCCACUCCGAAGUCUGAAAUUCUUCCUGUUACUCCUCAUAUCUCCUAUUAUCGACAAAUUAGCAUGAAAAACAUUGAAAAUGAUCCGGAAACGCGUGAUGUGAAUGUCGAACAGAGAAACUGUCGAUAUCCUGACGAGAAUGUCCUGAAUGUCCAUGAGUACUACAGCUAUAGCGCCUGUUCGGUUCAGUGUCGCAAAGAUGCUCAACUUAAGAUCUGCAACUGCACAAGUCAUUUAAUGCCAAGAACACCUACUCAUUUGCAUUGCAAUAUAAGCGGUUUAACGUGCUUGAACGAGCACUACGAGGAGCUAUCAAUUGUUAUCCCCAAGUGGUCAUCAGCCGGUCGUAAAGGGGUUGUAUGCGACUGUUUACCAUCCUGCACAGAAAUCGAUGUGUCUAUUAUACACGACUCAAAGGACAAGAGCGCAAUGGCAGAAGCAAGAGGCAAUAGAAAGGCAGUCGCUCAGAUUGAGAUUGAACUUUCAGCUCUACCAACUGAACGCUACAAGAGAAAUGUUGUUAGAGGUCGUUUGGAUUUAGUUGUGUCCAUGGGAGGAACAACUGGACUGUUCGUGGGAGCUAGUCUUCUGAGCUUUGUCGAAAUCCUCUACUAUUUCACAAUUCGCCCCUAUGGAAAUUUUCUCAUGGAGAGACGCACUAAAUAGUUUAUGGGAGACAUCGAACACCAUCUCUCUGUACCCACAAUUUCUUCCUUGAGUUAUUGCACUACACAAAAUGCUGCUCCCAAGAUGGUGGGGACACUGGACCCCAACAUUUUCUUCCACACUUCACUUUCGUCGACAGGCCAGUGGCCAGUCGCUCUGACGGCGAUUAUCAGUUGGAAUUGAAAGGCUGGUCGGGGCGGUAAAAGUGUUGCUGGUCAUCGUCACGAAAUAUACGUAAAGCAAAACAAAUUAUCAUUUCCAUUAAAAGUCAAGACCAGCUUCUGUUAGUCUUUUAUCUCUUCAAAAAUUAAAUUGCCCGAAAUAUUGGAUUAUUGCAAGUUACCUAAAAAAAAAUGUAAGUUUUUUUUCGUGUGCAUUGUGAAAAGAAGUUUAAAUAAAAUUGCAAUAUUUUA